Molecule: messenger RNA, 3169 nt
Organism: Pseudonaja textilis
Lineage: Eukaryota; Metazoa; Chordata; Lepidosauria; Squamata; Elapidae
Source: RefSeq, a predicted model, not a curated record
GCUAUUUAUUUCAUUUGUACAAUCUCUAUAUUUGCACUUUCCAAUGUCUGUAGCCUCUAAUCAAUCUAAAUAUUGCCAGUUUCUACAUCUCUCUCAUAUCCAAUAAUAUUAUGAACUUUGAAAGUAUAGCCAAAUGUGAUCAUCCUUGGAAAAUGUUUCUCAGUUAACAUGUGUUGAUUCUAAAGGAAGUAAAACUAUAAGAUCAAUAGUUCAUUUUCAACCUCUAUGGAGAUGCUGUGGAACAAAUGUCAACUAUAGUUAGCAAUGCCGUCUGAUACAAUUACAAGUCAGCUUUGUCUGAAAACUGACAGUAAUAAAAUUUGUUUUCUUGGGCAGCUGAUGCAGUUUUCAUUCUUGCAGAUAACCAGGAACACUUGAUGAUGAUGGUAUGCCCCAUGGGUUUUGUAUAGUUACAUAUUCUUCCACAGACAGAUUUGAAGGAAACUUUGUGCAUGGAGAAAAGAAUGGUCAUGGAAAAUUCUUCUUCUUUGAUGGAAGCACACUAGAAGGCUUUUAUGUUGACGAUGGUUUGCAAGGCCAAGGAAUAUACACCUAUGAGGAUGGAGGCACACUUCAUGGCACUUACAUUGAUGGUGAACUGAAUGGUCCAGCUUAUGAAAAUGAUGCUGAUGGACGAUUGGUCUUCAAAGGGCAAUACAAAGAUAAUAUUCGGCAUGGAUUUUGUUGGAUUUACUAUUCAGAUGGUGGGUAUCUGGUUGGACAAGUUAAUGAAGAAGGAGAGAUGACUGGAGAAAAGUUAGCCUAUGUAUACCCUGAUGGGAAGAUGGCAUAUUAUGGACACUUCAUAGAUGGUGAAAUGAUAGAAGCAAGAUUGGCAAAUGUUAUACUGACAGAGGAAGAAAAAAUACAAUUUGAUGUUAUACCAGGCAGCCCAGUUUACAGUUUUGAUAAAUCUACUUCAUCCUGCAUUUCUACGAGUCCACUUCUUCCUGACCCUUAUGAAUCAGAGAGGGUCUAUGUAGACGCAUCUCUUAUUUCCAAUGCUGGAGAAGGUUUAUUUACUAAAAUAGCUGCUGAAGCUGGCACAGUUUUAUCUUUUUACAAUGGCAUACGAAUUACACAUCAAGAGGUGGACAGCAGGGACUGGUCUUUGAAUGGAAAUACAAUAUCCCUUGAUGAUGAAACUGUCAUAGAUGUACCAGAACCUUACAGCCAUGUAACCAAAUACUGUGCCUCUUUGGGGCAUAAGGCAAACCACUCAUUCACCCCAAAUGCUGUUUAUGACUCGUUUGUUCACCCUCGCUUUGGACUGAUUAAAUGUAUUCGGACAAUUCAAGCAGUGGAGAAGGAUGAAGAACUAACAGUGGCUUAUGGCUAUGAUCACAGUUCCACUGGACAAAAUGGCCCAGAAGCACCAGAGUGGUAUCUGGCAGAACUAAGAGCCUUCCAAGCUUCCUUGAAAAAAUGAAGUGCAGUUUCCCUAUUCAGCACAUUGAAUCUAUGCACUAUCUUUGAUGCUGGAAUUGGAGCAGCCAGUGGUUGAUCAUGCUGUGAUUCUUCAAUACUUUUUCCUACAUUAGAAAGAGUGGGAGCCUUUUUGUUUUGUUCCUUGCAGCCUAAUAUGCUUCAGCCACUCCCUUAAAAUAAUAUUUACAUUUGUAGUUAAUAGUGCAGAAUAAAUUAUUGAAUAUGCUACACAAGGAAGAGUGGCCUUUUAUUUAUUUUUUGGCAAUUAGUCUGCAUCAGCAGCUGUCAAAAUAUAGAAAGAGAGCGUUUUUAAAACCAAGGUUUUAUCCAUACUGUGGUUUCUCUGAUUCUGCGCAACUACAUUUUGUAUUUGCCAUAUUGUGGUGCUAAUAGAAUUGUGCUAAGUUUGGUAUCUAGAAAAGCAGCAUAAUUUCAGAAUAUUGCUUUAGGGCGUUUUCUGUUUUGGUGCACAAGAGACCUCUCUUUACAUUAUCGUCUUCUUAAAGUCAGCACAAAUGUUUAAACUACAGUGUCAAGGUUGGUAAAAAGAGGAGCCAGAUUGUUGGGGACAAUAUGCUGACUCCAUAAACCAUCUAGAGAGAGCUGUAUAGCACUGUGAAGUGGUAUAUAAGUCUAAGUGCUACAUGUCGGUUUUUUUAAGGCUCUGAGGAUAUGUGCCUGGAAGACCAGAGCUGCUAUAACUUUAAUCAUGAUAAUCACAUUUGAGUGACUUCUGUUUGCACAUAUGAGCAUUUUCUACUACUUGUUUUUGGUUUCUUACACUGGAGAGCAUAAUGUCAAUUUGUAUAGAACAAAUGAAAAGGAUAUAUACCAAGAAAUUCCUUGUUUGCUAAAUUUGUCUUUUUCCUGCCUUUAAUUGAUAACUUACAGAAUCCUGGAAGCUGCCACUACUUGUCAAAGGCAGAUUUCUGUAGAGCUAGGAAAGUAGUUGAGGAAUCCUACGUUGCAAACCUUUUAAAAAAACUGCAGAGUAAUUCAGAGGGUUACGUGGAAAACUCAACCUUUUUACUAUGAAGCAAAUUAUACUUGAGAUUGUCAGUUUUAUGGGAAUCAUGAAAGCACUAUUAAUCCUAGCUAACAUUUAAUAAUAUCAUGAGAAAAAAAGUAAACUUUCAGGGAUCUGAUAGCCAGUUACUGGCAUUUCUUAAACAGAUUUUCAAAUAUGUGCAAUAUAUGUUUGCAGAAUAUUUGCUCUGUAUUAUACAAGUAGAAAUGUCUAUUUGCAGUGUGUUUAUUUAUAUAAAAAUAAAUACCACUGAACUCAGUGGGACCUUCUUUGAAUGUAGAGGAUCACAUUGCUUGUUUUUUAAUGCAGAAAAAGGACUCUGAAUAUUAUUCUUAUCUAUAGGCUGGAGAUUCUGUUGAUGAAACUUUGAUUUGAUUAUUUCACUAUUUUAAAUAUGUAAUAUUGGAGUCCCUAAUUACAGCCUUUAUACUAUGUAUAUUUUAAUUUUCAGGUUAAAAAGAACCAUUUUACUGCCAAAAUAGUUUAUGUAAUUUAUGUAACAAUUUUGAACUAUUCUUCAGAUUAUAAAUUAGCAUUACAGAAAUAAACUACUAUUUUAUUGUAAGUAACAAAGCUAGAAACUACAUAUUGUAGUCUCAUAAGGAAUUAAAUCUAGGAUACUGCAUAGAGUAGAAGCCAUAUAGAAACUGGUCAUGUAAAAUGUCAAGGAAAAGUCUACUAAACGUUACCAAUGGGAAACCUGCAAUGCACAGA